GGCAAGGAACCGGGGAAACAGUACUUAGUGCAUGAAACGUGUACGAGUUACCGGCUGACAGUGCAUCGAACGAGAUAAUUUUGCGAUACUAUGGGGAUGAGAUGCCAGGGAUACGUUGUUAAGAGUGUCCUGUAUGAAAAUGACAAUCCCUCCGGGCGACACUCAGCGGAUGGAAUCCGUUAGGUAGAUAAAGAAUCUCUGAAAUCGUCAUGUACACUGAAAGGAAGAAGGGCAAUCCUCCGAUCGUCGUCAUGAAAUAGAUCUUCUCUGCGAACCGAUAGAAAGAAUUCGCGAAAAGGGAACAAGCGAUCGACGGGAAAAGAUGUCGAGCACCCCACCGGAAUCGUCCAUUGGUCUGGACGCCGGCGAUCUACACGAGAUCAGGCAGAAUCAUCUGCAGACCCGGCUGGAGUCCUCGGACUCUGAGAAACGGGAGCAGAUACGAAGUAGUGACGGCAACAACCCUGACAGCGAUUGCGAGAGCGACACCAGCGAGGUGUUGAGCGUCGGUAGCGAACCGACGCCCACCAGCGUCGUCGGAAUCCGUGGCUGCGGUUUGGUGAGGUACGACCACGAAUCGGCCAGCAGCCGUGGCGACUUUCGCGACGAGGAGAACACGAGGACAUCGGCGACACCAUCGCCUUCCAGCUCAGCGAGCUGCAACGACGCGUUUUAUCAACGAACGACUAAUCACGUACCGGCGCCGAGCCCGCCGGGUUACAGCCAGCCUCCGUCGUCGCCCACAGCGUCCUCGGUGAGGUCACCGGCAUCGUCCUCGGCCACUGCCUCGUCCCCAGGUCGUCCAGAAGCCAUCCAGGACGUCAUAGUGCCCAGGUACCAGUCCAGUCACCAUCAGCACUUGUUACCCCGAUAUUCCUCGAGGGAGUCCGAGAUUCCCGAUUACCCGACGCGCGUACAGCACAGUCUGGGUCACGAGAUCGUUUACCCGACCGUGGAGAGGCUACACCGAACCCCUAUCAGCGUACCGCUGGUCACGAGACUGUCGUUGUCACCACCGUCGGCUAUGACAGUCACCGGCCUCCAAGCGACCACCCCUGUCCUGCAUCCCACGGUUUGCAGGGACUCCAGAGAAACUGCCUCGCUGAUGCCUCAUCCUGGCCAGCAUUUACAUCAUGCCAACAGCCACAUCCACCUUCAUCAGACGUCCCAGGUGCAGCACGUACCGGCGAACUCGGUGCAUCAGCAUCGACUCUCGGUGAGCAAGAUCCUCCAGAGAGACUCUGUCAGCCCUGCUUCGCCCGGGGCGAGGGACGAGAACGGAAGAACGAUGCCCGGUGCCAACGGUAUACAGAACAACGGUAUCAACAAUACCAAUCAUCACAAUAAUCACAACAACAACAACAAUCUGCAGCAUCAAGCAGGGUUGAAGUUCAGUAUAGACAAUAUCUUGAAGGCUGACUUCGGCAGAAGGAUCACCGAUCCCAUUUCGUUAAAAAAGUCCAGACCCAAGAAGGUCGCGCCGAGACCCAUCGAUCUGACCAAGGACUUCCUCGAGUCAUCUUCAGAAACGUCGGAGAAGAGCAGCUCGGAAACGAACUCCACGACCAACACGUCCCCGGUCAGUGUGACGGCCGGAAAUCCGACGUCCAACGCGUCGGGACCACCUGCCAGCGAUUCAACGGAACCGUUUACCUGGCCUGCUUGGGUCUACUGCACCAGAUAUUCGGACCGACCUUCUUCUGGACGAAGAUCCUCCCGUGUUUCAGGUCCACGCACGAGAAGAGUGAAGAGGUCAGACAGUCGCGGCACUACUGGCACCCCCGAAGAAAAGCGACCCAGGACGGCGUUUAGCGGCGAGCAAUUGGCCAGGCUGAAGAGAGAAUUCGCGGAGAACCGAUACCUCACGGAAAGAAGAAGGCAGCAGCUAUCGAGGGACCUGGGCCUGAACGAGGCUCAGAUCAAGAUCUGGUUCCAGAACAAGAGGGCCAAGAUCAAGAAGGCCAGUGGUCAGAAGAACCCGCUAGCCCUUCAGUUGAUGGCCCAGGGCCUCUACAAUCACUCGACGGUACCCUUGACCAAGGAGGAAGAGGAGCAGGCCGCGGAACUUCAAGCGAAAUGAUGACGAUAAGAUCGGUCCACCGGUUCAGUUUAGAUCCGUCAAUCCGUGAGAGUUCGAACGUGGAACAUUUGUCGUUUCGAUUCUCCACUGGUAGGGAAAGGAGGAAUGUUCGUCGAAGCG
This is a messenger RNA of Colletes gigas, 2200 nucleotides long. RefSeq names its product segmentation polarity homeobox protein engrailed-like. The record is from RefSeq and is a predicted model, not a curated record. Gene Ontology annotation, biological process: regulation of transcription by RNA polymerase II; neuron differentiation; multicellular organism development. Lineage: Eukaryota; Metazoa; Arthropoda; Insecta; Hymenoptera; Colletidae. The coding region runs from base 323 to 2080 and encodes 585 amino acids. Gene Ontology annotation, molecular function: RNA polymerase II cis-regulatory region sequence-specific DNA binding; DNA-binding transcription factor activity, RNA polymerase II-specific. Gene Ontology annotation, cellular component: nucleus. The transcript has 3 exons.